GCCCCCGCCGGCGCGCCAGCCCCACGGCCCCGGCUGGCGGGAGCUCGCCCGGGCUCACCAUGCACUGCCACGCGGAGCUGAGGCUGAGCUCGCCCGGCCAACUCAAAGCAGCCAGGCGGCGCUACAAGACUUUCAUGAUCGACGAGAUCCUCUCCAAGGAGACCUGCGAUUACUUUGAGAAACUUUCCCUCUACUCCGUGUGCCCGUCGCUGGUCGUGCGACCCAAGCCCCUGCAUUCCUGUACCGGACCCACUUCCCUCCGGGCAUAUCCUCUCCUCUCGGUGAUCACCCGACAGCCCACGGUCAUCUCCCAUCUGGUCCCCACCACCCCGGGAAUCGCCCAAGCUCUGUCCCGCCACCCGGCCACGGAAGCUUCCUCUGCGGAGGCCCCAGGCGAGAACCACGGCAGCAGCGAGUCUGAGACGGAGCAGCCCACGCCCCGGCAGAAAAAGCCCCGCCGGAGCCGCACCAUCUUCACCGAGCUACAGCUCAUGGGCCUGGAGAAGAAGUUCCAGAAGCAGAAGUACUUGUCCACCCCAGACAGGUUGGACUUGGCCCAGUCUCUAGGACUCACUCAACUGCAGGUGAAGACCUGGUACCAGAACCGCAGGAUGAAAUGGAAAAAAAUGGUUCUUAAAGGUGGACAGGAAGCACCCACCAAACCCAAAGGUCGUCCCAAGAAGAACUCCAUCCCCUCAUCAGAAGAGAUCGAAGCUGAAGAGAAGCUGAACAGUCAGGUUCAGAGCCAGGAGCUCCGGGAGCCCUCCCAGGGCCUGGAGGGGCUCUGUGAUACGCAGGAACCAAAGGCACGCGUUGUCCCUGUGGAGGUGGCCGAGUCCCCAGGCCAGGCCCAGGAGUUGCCAGUAACCCCUCCAGAACCCCCACCAUCAAGCUAAAAUAAAACUCUUGGUGGGGGGAAGGGGGAGACUGGGAAGAAGGGAAAGAGAGAGGGCAGGGAGACCAGAGAGAAGAAAGCUGCCGAGAGCCCGUGACCUGGGGGAGAAGACCACAGCCGGCUCCCUCCCUCCUGCCCACGGCUCUCAGCUCCAGCUUUUGAGGAAGACUUGCUAGCCUUGGCCUGCUCUUCCUGAAAAGCUACCUAAGCCACACAAGCCCUUGACUAAGGGACACAGUGCCUUGGAACUGCCGGCCCCAGUUGGGGUGACGCCGUGGAGCUGUCUGGGUCCAAGCUCCCCCUGGCAUGAUGGGGGACACUCCGACCAGCCUCGGAGCAGCUAGCCAUCAAAGCAGAGAGAGAUGGAGGAGUGGGCAGCAUGCCCAGGUUCCUUGCUGACUCAGCACUUAUUUCUGUAGUUUUAAAAGAGAAUUUAAUGUUUUUGAUUGUUGUUUUUUUGAGGGGGAAGGGGUGGUCGGUGAGGGCGGGCAAGUAAGAGUUGGGGGAAGGGAGUUUUGAGUUAAUAGAAUAAAGUUUGUUUGAAGACACGUGUGCCUUUGUACCCAUUAUAAGGUAGUCAGGUGACCCAGGAACUGAUAAACCUUGUUUUUCUCGCUUGAUUCAGUUGCCAUCCCUGAAGCUGCAAUGCAGAUAUGUUAAGAUAACUUUUAUUUUUUAAUUAAAAAUAAAUCUUCCGAAAAG
Molecule: messenger RNA, 1597 nt
Organism: Budorcas taxicolor (takin)
Lineage: Eukaryota; Metazoa; Chordata; Mammalia; Artiodactyla; Bovidae
Gene: BARX2
Product: BARX homeobox 2
Exons: 4
Coding region: 60-896 (278 amino acids)
Biological process (GO): regulation of transcription by RNA polymerase II
Cellular component (GO): nucleus
Molecular function (GO): DNA-binding transcription factor activity, RNA polymerase II-specific; RNA polymerase II transcription regulatory region sequence-specific DNA binding
Source: RefSeq, a predicted model, not a curated record